UCACUGGGCCGCCGGCGCCGCCGCUCCUCGCUCCGCCGGCGCGCUCCUCCGCCCGGCCGCCCGGCCGCAGCCAUGCGCCUGCUCCGCCCGCGGGGAGUCCAUUGUCCUCGGGACUAGUCCCGCCGCCGGACCCGCCGCGCCAUGGAGUCGCCCGCCCCGAGCCCGCCCGCCGGCGCGCCCCCGGCCAAAGGAAAGGCCAAGAGGAAGAAGGACUUACGGAUAUCCUGCGUGUCCAAGCCGCCCGCGCCCAACCCCACCCCCCCUAGGAACCUGGACUCCCGGACCUUCAUCACCAUUGGAGACAGGAACUUCGAGGUGGAGGCCGAUGACCUGGUGACCAUCUCAGAGCUCGGGCGUGGAGCCUAUGGGGUGGUGGAGAAGGUGCGGCACGCCCAGAGCGGCACCAUCAUGGCUGUGAAGCGGAUCCGGGCCACCGUGAACUCCCAGGAGCAGAAACGCCUGCUCAUGGACUUGGACGUGAACAUGCGCACGGUCGACUGCUUCUACACCGUCACCUUCUACGGGGCCCUCUUCCGAGAGGGAGACGUGUGGAUCUGCAUGGAGCUCAUGGACACGUCCCUGGACAAGUUCUACCGGAAGGUGCUUGAGAAAGGCAUGACGAUCCCCGAGGACAUUCUGGGGGAGAUUGCUGUGUCUGUAGUGAGGGCCCUGGAGCACCUGCACAGCAAGCUCUCCGUCAUUCACAGAGAUGUGAAGCCUUCGAACGUCCUCAUCAACAAGGAGGGCCACGUGAAGAUGUGUGACUUCGGGAUCAGCGGCUACUUGGUGGAUUCCGUGGCCAAGACGAUGGACGCCGGCUGCAAGCCCUACAUGGCCCCCGAGAGGAUCAACCCGGAGCUGAACCAGAAGGGCUACAACGUGAAGUCGGACGUCUGGAGCCUCGGCAUCACCAUGAUCGAGAUGGCCAUCCUGCGGUUCCCCUACGAGUCCUGGGGGACCCCCUUCCAGCAGCUGAAGCAGGUGGUGGAGGAGCCGUCCCCUCAGCUCCCGGCUGACCGCUUCUCUCCGGACUUUGUGGACUUCACUGCCCAGUGUUUGAGGAAGAACCCCGCGGAGCGCAUGAGCUACCUGGAGCUGAUGGAGCACCCUUUCUUCACCUUACACAAGACCAAGAAGACAGACAUCGCUGCUUUUGUGAAGAAGAUCCUGGGAGAGGACUCGUAGAGGCCCCAGCCCAGAGCCCUCCGCGGGGCGAUGCUUGCCCACACCCAUAAGCUACUGGCCGUGGGCAUCCUGGGAGGACUCGAGGGGCUGGUCCCAAGUGCCAAAGAGCCAGACUGUCAGGGCUCCCUGCGGCCCUCAUGGGCCUACCAGUGCCUCUGUCCUGCUGCUUCAAGGACCCCAAGUCUUUAGCCCCCAAGACCCUGGACUUGUGGGGACCUGGAUGCCCCCAGAUGUUGCCGCCCCUCACAGAGAAGGCAGCACCUGUGCACUGCCUGGCCCCGCCCGGAUGCCUUCAAGUUGUAUAUUUUUCUACUUCUUGACUGAAUGGACUUUGCACACUUUGGCUCAGGACUCUGCUGGGUGGUGUGGGGUGCGGACGGGUGAGCCACGUGGACCUCGAGCCCCCUGAGGGAGACCCAGCUGCUGGAGCCCUCGCCGGGCGCGGCACGCAGGCCUCCCCGGGGCCCUGUGGCCCAGCCCCUCCUAUCACAUCUACUAGGGGCGUCGUUUCACUUUUUUUUUUUUCUUAAUUUAUCCUCUUUUUCCCUUUUGCUUUGUGGGUUUGGCUGGGUUUUUAUUGCUGUUGUUGUUGUUUGUUUUGCACGGUGUGGAGCCACAUACGUUUUCUGCCACCCCCGGGGCCAGCAGCCAAGACUCACCUCUGCUCAGGUGGCUCUAGGAGGUUGGCCUCCAGUCUCUGCUCAGAGACACUCCUCGGGGCUGGCCUGGCAGGCUAUAGAUUAGCUUUUCAUAAUAUGUGUGUGUGUGUGUGUGUGGGUGUGUAUAUACACACAUAUACAUACAUGCUUUUUUUUUUUUAAGAAAGGACUACCUGUCCUGGGUUCUGUCCCUGAUGGGUGGGGGCAGUUACCUGUUUGCUGUUUUAAUAAAAAAAAAAAGUGGGUCUGAA
Myotis daubentonii (Daubenton's bat) is the source of this 2095-nucleotide messenger RNA. RefSeq names its product mitogen-activated protein kinase kinase 3 (gene MAP2K3). Lineage: Eukaryota; Metazoa; Chordata; Mammalia; Chiroptera; Vespertilionidae. The record is from RefSeq and is a predicted model, not a curated record. Gene Ontology annotation, molecular function: ATP binding; MAP kinase kinase activity. Gene Ontology annotation, biological process: MAPK cascade; protein phosphorylation.